GGGAGGAGGAGGGCGGCGGAGCUCAGGCCACCCGCGGGCCCCAAGGUUUGAGGCGCCGAGGUCCGCUAGGAAAGUUCGCCGGGAGUCCAGCAGGGAGUUGGAGCGAAGUUUGGCCGGCCGCGGCCGGGCGCCCCGUCUUCUCUCUGUGCCUGCCUGCCUCCCCCUUCGGGGGGAGCCCCACUCUGCCCACCUCCACCAUGUCUUCCAUCCUGCCCUUCACCCCCCCGAUCGUGAAGCGCCUACUGGGCUGGAAGAAAGGCGAGCAGAACGGGCAGGAGGAGAAGUGGUGCGAGAAGGCGGUCAAAAGCCUGGUCAAGAAGCUGAAGAAGACCGGGCAGCUGGAUGAGCUGGAGAAGGCGAUCACCACGCAGAACAUCAACACGAAAUGCAUCACCAUCCCCAGAUCCUUGGAUGGCCGACUGCAAGUGUCUCACCGCAAAGGUCUGCCCCACGUGAUCUAUUGCCGCCUUUGGCGAUGGCCGGACCUUCACAGCCACCAUGAGCUCCGGGCCAUGGAAAUGUGUGAAUUUGCCUUCAAUAUGAAGAAAGAUGAAGUCUGUGUGAAUCCCUAUCAUUACCAGAGAGUAGAGACACCAGUUCUACCUCCUGUUUUGGUCCCAAGACACACAGAGAUCCCAGCUGAGUUCCCUCCACUAGAUGACUACAGCCAUUCCAUUCCAGAGAAUACGAACUUCCCUGCAGGGAUCGAACCCCAAAGCAAUUACAUUCCAGAAACCCCACCCCCUGGUUACCUAAGUGAGGAUGGAGAAACCAGUGAUCACCAGAUGAACCACAGCAUGGAUGCAGGUUCUCCAAACUUAUCUCCAAAUCCUAUGUCCCCCGCACACAAUAAUUUGGAUCUGCAGCCUGUCACAUACUGCGAGCCGGCCUUCUGGUGCUCCAUCUCCUACUAUGAGCUGAACCAGAGGGUGGGGGAGACUUUCCACGCCUCUCAGCCUUCCAUGACAGUGGAUGGUUUCACUGACCCAUCCAACUCGGAGCGCUUCUGCCUGGGUUUAUUGUCCAAUGUGAACAGGAACGCCGCCGUGGAGCUCACCAGACGACACAUUGGGAGAGGAGUGCGGCUCUAUUACAUCGGAGGGGAGGUCUUUGCAGAGUGCCUCAGUGACAGCGCCAUUUUUGUCCAGUCCCCCAACUGUAACCAGCGCUAUGGCUGGCACCCAGCAACCGUCUGCAAGAUUCCGCCAGGAUGCAAUCUGAAGAUAUUCAAUAACCAGGAGUUUGCUGCCUUGCUGGCUCAGUCUGUCAAUCAGGGUUUUGAGGCCGUUUACCAGCUGACUCGGAUGUGCACCAUUCGCAUGAGCUUUGUCAAAGGCUGGGGAGCUGAAUACAGGAGACAGACUGUGACCAGCACCCCCUGUUGGAUUGAGCUACAUCUGAAUGGUCCUCUCCAGUGGCUGGAUAAGGUCCUCACACAGAUGGGCUCCCCUAGCAUUCGAUGCUCUAGUGUAUCUUAGAGACAUCUAUAGGGAAUGGGGAGGGUGGAGGUGCUGGUGGUGGUGGUGGGAGGGGUAGUGAGGGAGGUGGGAAAAUCUAAGACUCAUUAAAAAUGGGAAGCCUGUUUAACUGACAGCUGUCAAAGAAGAAACUUUUCUCCUCAACCAAAGUGAUAUUGACACACUUUUAAAAAGACAACCAGAUAUAGAGGUAGUUUUUGAAAGUAACUAUUCAACUCAGCCACUUCUACAGAUCAAAGUUGGGAAUUUGGCUCAUAGCAUGAGGUGCCAUAGAGUCAAUUCAAAGCACAUGUUCACCAUACUGGUGAAAACAGACUUUGGUUUGGUUGUCUUGAAGCUGGAAGGUGGUAUUUUGCAUUCCCCAUUGGCCCCUUUUCUUCUUCCUCUCUUUCCCCAUCCCCCUUGUCCUCCUUCAGUGAUGGCUGUCUGGGGAGGGAGCAGGGUGUCAGCAUCUGAUUAGAAGUACCCAUCUGUCUAGGAUGGAAAAUAGAAAUUCUUCUUUAAAAGGCAUUGCUAGGAGGAAAUGCUGGGUUUGCAUUGGAAAGGGCGACUGUGUCCUGUGGCUUUCCCACCCCCACCCUCCAGGCAGUCUGGCAAGAAAGGACACUUCAGCUGAGCAUUCCCAAGACCUGUCUCUUCAGCAUGCUGUACUGUGGACAGACCACCUUUGAUGUCUUACCUGUCCUCUCUGCAUACUAGCUGAAAGGAAGCAAGUGUAUGCAGUAGAAACAAUGAUACAUGCACAAGAGGGUGGUGGGGAAAGUUGGUGAGAACCAUUUCCUUCUUCCACAACUCGCCUAAACUUUUUGUUUCUUACUUUAAAAAGUUGGAAAGACCAGUCUAGGUUCUGUGCAUAUGCGAUGUAUAGUUCAUAUUAUCACAUUAAUCUCAAAGAGAUUUGAAUUACAUUAACUAUUUACAUGAAGGAAAGGACACAUGUCAUGACUUUCUAAUGUUGCAGAAGUUGUUUCGGCUAGAACAGCACUACACGGAGUGGGUUUCCAGUCAUUUGCAAGAGCUCACUCCAUAUCCUGAUGCAUUUGGCCACUGCUGUUUAAUGUAGUCAGUUGCAUUAAUUAAAUUAACAUUUUAUUGUAUCUUCUUUUAAAUGUUUAUUUUUUAAAAAGUUUCCUCAGUUAAUACAUUGACAGGAAAGUCCCUGAGAGAGGGAGGAGGAAGAGGAGGAGGAGGAGGCAGAAGCUGUAAACUUUUUGCAGCCCUUACUUGUUGCAGGUGAAAUUUUCCCAAGUUGUGUUUGGGAGAUGCUAACCCAACUCUUUUGAAGCUAAUUCAUUGCUGUGAAUUGACCAGACAUCUCUUAGCAUCUCAGAUCCAAGCAUCAACAUAGAAAAAGCUACUUUGAAAUCUUAACACCUCAGAAAAUAACAAGCUUAUGUAAAGGGAUCUUUUCUCUGUGCUGUGAGAUUCUCUAGCUAAAUAUCUGUAGGUGAUCAACAGCAGUGCUAGGAGUGAGUGUGGAAUAAAGCACUCUUGCUGAUGGAAACCUAGAUGAAUAAACUAUUAUCAGUAAAUGCUUUCAACUGGAAAAAAAGGAACCCCUUGUCUCUCUCAGUGACCUUUUGUAGCAUACAGGAGACUGAACUGUCAUCUGUAAUCCAUACUUUAUUCUUUGCCAUCUGAUAUUUGCCAUCUUCAAUGUCUCAUCCAGGAUUUUUGCGUGGAUUUGUGUCAGGGAAAAAAAAAAGAUUUCCUAUGGAAAUCCUUCUUUAUUUAGGCAGGUGAGGAUGUGUGGGUGGAGAAAUCUCUAUUUCUGCUAAGCAAAAACCUCAGAUGUGCCGUUUUUUAAUGUUAGGUGUCCAGGGUGCUUUGGGAACAGGGUUCCAACAGUGGAUGAGUUCCCAGCUCCAUGCACGAGUUCCAUAGACCCCAAAGGGCUUAGGAGGAUUGGUGAUAAAGGAGCUUUUAACAAGAUCUGGGCGUCAUCUUGAAGAGGUUCUUCUGUAUUGGUACCCAGAGCAGAUAGAAUCCAGUGGCUUCAUUGGAGAGAAUUAGGCACUACAGAGUAUCAGGGUUCAUGCCUGACAAAGAAAUGAGAAAGCCAGCUUUCUGACCAAUUCAGGAAGCCACUUAGGUAUCUGUGUUUGUGCUUCGUGUUUGUGACAUGAGAUUAGUGGCAUGUCCUGUUCAUUUCAUUUUCUAGCAGAGCUUCCAUGAUGCUUUUCAAAAGCCACAUGUAGUUCCUUAGCCUUGGCAUUCUUCAGCUGCUAUUCUGUCCUAGCAGGGAGGUGCCUGUGACCCACUUGUUGCUCUAGUUCCUAUUUGCACAGCUAUCCUCUACCUUCUCAGCUCAUGUGUGCCCUUAGACACAGCUCACUUACGGAAAAUGUCCAAACAGUAAUUUGGGGAGCUAUCUGUAGAAUGUAAAACCUUAAAGCCAUGGGCUAUUUGUAGAUUAAUUUUAACCCAAAUGGCAACUCCUUCUGAAUAGUAUAAAAUGUUUUGCCUUUUUUUUUAAACUGUUCCAAGUUAUUUCCCCCCUUUUUAAGAUUAGACUAUAGAGGGGAAACUUGAGCAUCAUCUCUAAAAUCAAUUUAAUUACAAAAAUGUAGAUUGGGAAGCAGUUAUCAUUAGAAAUAAAGGAUGUCCUCGGGAUUAUGACACUUGUAUUCAUUCUUAUUUAAGCUUCUUCAGUUGACAAAAAAGUUUUCCCAAAUUGAAUAUCUGAUGUGUGAAUGACUUUUGCACAUUUUGGAUUUUUUUUAAAAAGAACAAUUGAUGGAGCUGAGGAAAGAAUACAGUUUGGGGACUUUUAACAGUUGGAUAUAUUGUGUUGCACAGUUUUACGUGUAUUUGGUACAGGUAACAUUUUAAAGGAUGGUGUUCCCCUACAAUAUUCUCAAUGUACAAAUGUCAUGAUUCUGCAGUUUAUAUUGACACUAAUUAAAGGGGCAGUGGGCCAUAGACUGUUGUAGUCAGUAUCUCCAAAGACUUUUUCCUCCCCACCCUUCACUCCCUUCCAAUCUAUUACAACUAUAGCUUAUAACUUAAGAUACAUGUACCACACACAUGUAGGUAGAUGGCCCAGCCUGUUUUCUAUUACAGGCCUGUACUGGAUUUAUCAUCUCAAUUGGCUGUCCUCUUGGCAGGCUUCAUAGGAGAGCAGACAUUUUUUUGCUACAACUCUCUAGUCAGUGACAGAUAUUUUGAUCCUCCUUAUAAUAGGAGUUAAUAACACAUGAGGGCAGGGCUGCUGGCAGACUUUACAGUUGUCCUUGUGUGUAUACUGUUUUUUUAAUUGAAUUUUAAAAAUUAUUGUUAAUAAAUUGAAUUGUAGUGUGUAUUGUUAUUCAUGCCACUGUGCCCCACUCCACUUUUCUGGUGUUUGGCUAUUUUCUAGUCCCAUGUACAUUUACUUUGUGCCCCACAAUCCCCUUCCUUCCCUCCCCCCCCCAACAGUGUGCAUGUCAUUCUGCUAAGGAUGCAAACAUCUGACUUCAUUCUUAGCUUCGGCAAUAUGAGGUGCCAUUUAUGAGGAUCUUUGAUGGAUCACUGUCUUUUCAGGGCUAUCAUCUGUAAUAGGCCAGUCUACUUCCUCCUUACAGAGUUCCUAAAAGGGCUAUACUUUUCUUCCCAUGAAUAACAAGGCUGAGAUCAAAGGAACUGAGAGAUAUGGGAAGGAACCCCAAAAUGAGCAUGGAGCUAUUUCAAUGCCCAGAGGCAGCAUAUAUUUUGACUCUAGUUCCAUCAUAAAAAUGGUUCCAAAGUUGCAGUUUGACUUCAAAAUGAACUUGGGUAGAUAGAGGAGAGGAGAGACAGGCUGAGAAAGGAGAAUAUCAAAAUAUUUGAGUUCCCAAUUUAGAAAAGGAAAAUUCAAACACAAUACAGAAAUAAGGCCGUUCAUUGCAUGAUGAUUUCUCAUCUGCACAUUAGGUUGGACUCAAUGGCUUCUCAAGUCCCUUGAAGCUCAGAAAUCUGUGCUCCUGUGAAAUGUUUUAAGGAUCUUAACUACUUGUUCUGGGGGAAGGGGCCAGAAGGAAGGAAAUAUUAUUGUUAGGGGGCUCCUGCCAAUUACAGAACAAUGUAGAUAAGUAUCACUGAAUUGAGAAUGAAAUCAGUGGAGAAAAUGUGUUUCUGAAAAGUUGUCUGGGAAUCAAAUCCUAUCAAUCAGGUGAAGGUAGACCUGUCAUGAUCUAAACUGGAUUGCAAAAUUCUCAGUGAUUAGUAAUUAAUUUUUCUUUUUGUAUGAUAAAGUGAAGUGUACUCUAGCAUAUCAGUAUUUUCAUAUUUAUGUAGUAACUUCUUAGAACACUCAGAUGGAUCAUAACUAUUUAAUUUCUGGAGAGAAUUAAAAAGGCCUUCCUACCAAGAGAGUAGUGGUUAUGGAAAAUCUGGGAGCAUAGACACUCCUGAGCCUUGGUUCCAUGGUCUGGUGGUUCAUACCAGGUGCCCCCGAAAGCCUCCUCUAUAGGCUUGGAUACUGAUAGCUGUAAAUAAGAAUGGGUAGGAGUCUGGCCCAAGUAAAGGACGGUGGCCAUUGUUCUAGAUGGGUUCCUCUGCACUGAGCCUUCUGGGAGGAAGGAGGUUCAAAGUAUCCCAAUGAUUUGUGCCACCUUCAUGUUGAAGGGAUAUCGUAAGCCUUUUAUCAGUGUGUGGUUGGAGAUGGCCAACAUGAUUAGUCUUCACCCACUUCACUGUCACAUCCAAGUUAUGAUUGACUCUUUGGAGGGGCAGGGGGCUGGCCGUGUGCGUUCGUUACCUUUACUUCUCAACCAAGCCUGGCCUUUUAAUAGCUAUGUAAGAGCAUGCAUGUACUUAGUGUUUUAGAGUUUUUUUUCUAACUUUUUUAUUCUUAUGAAAAGAGCACCUGCUUGUUCAGCAUAGUACCUCUAUUGUUAAAGAUCUGUAUGCCUUCUCCCCCCUCUAUGAUAUGAAACUGUUAAUUGUCAUUCUAAUAAACUGUUAAUUAAAAAAAUUGA
Phascolarctos cinereus (koala) is the source of this 6415-nucleotide messenger RNA. RefSeq names its product SMAD family member 3 (gene SMAD3). Gene Ontology annotation, cellular component: heteromeric SMAD protein complex. Gene Ontology annotation, biological process: cell differentiation; SMAD protein signal transduction; anatomical structure morphogenesis. The record is from RefSeq and is a predicted model, not a curated record. Lineage: Eukaryota; Metazoa; Chordata; Mammalia; Diprotodontia; Phascolarctidae. Gene Ontology annotation, molecular function: DNA-binding transcription factor activity, RNA polymerase II-specific; RNA polymerase II cis-regulatory region sequence-specific DNA binding; I-SMAD binding.